AUCGUUGCCGGGUUAAACUUGGUGUGCUUUAGGACCGCGCGGACAAGCAUGUAGGAAAGCGGUGGCGUGGACCCGGAUGCGGAUCAGAGUGUAGGACAUGGCUCAGACAGCUGGACUCGGACGGAAAUAUUUAAAAGCCUUCGUGAGUGGGUUCUUUGUAGCCGUCCCUGUCACAGUGACGGUGUUAGACCGACUCGCUUACGUGGCACGGGUGGAAGGAGCCUCCAUGCAGCCCUCGCUGAACCCUGAGGGAACCUUGUCGUCAGACGUCGUACUUCUGAACCGCUGGAGUGUGAGGAACUAUGAGGUGCAGCGGGGGGACAUCGUAUCAGUCGUGUCUCCCAAGAACCCCAAACAGAAGAUCAUCAAGCGGGUCAUUGCUCUCGAGGGAGACUUCAUCAAGACUCUGGGCUAUAAAAAUCGUUAUGUGAGAGUUCCAGACGGACACCUGUGGAUCGAGGGAGAUCAUCAUGGACACAGUUUGGACAGCAACACCUUUGGACCGGUUUCCCUCGGACUCCUCCACGGUAGAGCAUCUCACAUCUUAUGGCCUCCAAACCGGUGGCAGAGGAUCAAACCGUGUGUUCCAGUCGCCCGCAGACCUCUGUUCAACUCGGGAGGAUCAACAGAAGAAGAUGGUGAUGAAUACGAUGAUACAAAAUGACCUUCUGGGUAGAUAGACAGUAACACUGACUCUGUUCAGGACAGGAAACAUGUUUGAGCUGUAGAUGUGUGUACAAUGUUUUUUUUUUUUUACAUGCAGAAGAAGGAGAAAAACAUAAAGGCCUUUGAAUUUUCAAAGCUAAGAUUAAUUUGAACAAAUAAAUUUGAUGGAUACAGUA
This is a messenger RNA of Silurus meridionalis, 842 nucleotides long. It is a transcript of the gene immp2l, whose product is annotated as inner mitochondrial membrane peptidase subunit 2. Bases 98 to 664 code for a protein of 188 amino acids. The record is from RefSeq and is a predicted model, not a curated record. Gene Ontology annotation, biological process: mitochondrial respiratory chain complex assembly. The transcript has 6 exons. Gene Ontology annotation, molecular function: serine-type endopeptidase activity. Gene Ontology annotation, cellular component: mitochondrial inner membrane peptidase complex; membrane. NCBI's taxonomy places the organism in Eukaryota, Metazoa, Chordata, Actinopteri, Siluriformes, Siluridae.